UUCUCAUGUUGAUUGCUUGUAUUUCAUAGAUCAACCAGAAGGGGGUGCUAAUGAGUCAAGCACCUCAGUCACAUAGGUAAAGACUCUUUGGAGGUUAAAGAAGAAGAGAAGGAACCGAGUGGUGACAGCCGAAGUCUGAAGUGAGCAGUCAGCUAAUGAUUCAAACGGAUCCCGGACAACUCGGUGGAAAACCUUGUAGGAACGAUUUCUUCUUUUCACUGGUCGCGUUUCGUAUCUUUUGUGUCGUCCGGUUGGAGAUCCAGCGUCAGUGAGUUAGUGGUGGCAAACUAACUAAGUGAACACUGUUGCUUCGGGUUUCGGCUAAAGAUAACGUUAAGGUGGACAUCUAGCGAGCCAAAGCUACAUUGCCCCAGUGUUUACGGUCCACUCCAGUCUCUCCUUUUCGUAGCCGUUUGGGUCUCAACGACGCGUCAGGUGGCCGGCCACUCGGUCAGGAUGGGUGACAUAAACCCAUCGACAUCUACUAACGCAUUUCAGUCGGAGGGUUUCAGUCCGCCGUACCGGAAGAGGAGGACCGUGGAGGAUUUUAACAAGUUUUGCACUUUUGUCUUAGCCUAUGCUGGUUACAUCCCAUAUCCACAAGAGGAAUCUCAACUUCGCAGUAGCUCCAGCCCCCCAAACAGUACAGGCAGCACAGCUGACAGCGAUGGCUGGACCCCAGGACUUCCAGCCACUUGUUCCCAGUGGCCCACAAAGGUCCCGCAAGACAGGAACAGGAAGCGCCCACAGGCUGGACUCGCACUGAGCGGACACACCAGGAGAGACCACACAACCAGCAGCCUGCACCCGGAUGACCACGGGAAAGCUGACAAGCUGAGGAAAAAGAAGAGGAGAAAGGAACGGGAUCAUCACUCUUUUGAAGAAAGCAGGGCACAGCCGGCCCACUCAGCACUACCAGAGGCGCAUCCUUCACUGUCCUUCGGUGGACGGAUGAUCAAAGAGGAGCCCGAGGACGACAUGAGCAUUCCCCUCCAUCCCACAUGCCUGCCGAGCCCUUCCUCCUGCAAAGAGGAGCCCAAGGAGGAGCACCACUCUUGGGAUGGUCGAGACCUCGAGGAAGGAGUGAUAAAGGUACAAAAGGUGGAGGGAUUUUCGGGAAACCGAACCGUGUUCCGGCAGGGAAAGCAAGUCGUGUUUAGGGACGAAGACGGCUCUGGAGAGGAUGAAGACAUAAUGGUGGACUCGGACGACGACUCGUGGGACCUGGUGACGUGUUUCUGCAUGAAGCCUUUUGCGGGCAGAGCCAUGAUUGAAUGUAACAAGUGCAACACGUGGAUCCACCUGUCGUGCGCCAAAAUCCGUAAAAGCCAUGUACCAGAGACAUACGUGUGCCAGAGCUGCCGGGACGCCCACGGUACCCCGGAUGCCCGCCGCUCCCACCGCUCCCGAGUCGGCCCGCGCAAACAUCUGCUAGACUAACCCCUGACCUCUGACAUUAUUUUGCUCCAGUUGACCACUUUCCUGUUGAACCGACACGUCCUAAAGUUCAGGUCUUGAACCCGUCGGCCUCUGUCCUCCACAGAAAACCGUAUUUUUGACGACCCCCUUGUUCCCAGGGUCUGAUCCUUUUCAAAGACUGUCGGCGUGCUGUUACAUGGGGUUUGUCUCUGCUUCCUACAGACUUUGCGCGUUAGGCAAUCACUGAAUAGAUCUGUCCGGUCGUGAAACGGCAGCAGACUGCUACUAUGGAACUUGUGAACACUGGAAACAUAUGGACUGCCACGCAGAGAGAAAACCCUCUCAACUGCCACCCACUCUGGUGCAUGCUGGACUCCGCGGGAAGGAAGAUUUGUCCUUUUUCCUUCCUUUUUGUAGAUGUUUCUUUUUAUCCGCCUGACCUUUGUCACAGAGAUGAAACAUCCCUUCAGGUUGCCUCCGUUGAACCAUUUAACAAGUCGAAACAAGAAGCCUGGUGGGAGGGGCCUCAAAUAGUAUUAAACAGACGGGUAUUCCACUAGAUCAACGAUGUAGGAGACGACGAAAGGAUCCCAUGUGUCCAGAUGCGUCACCUGUUUGCAGCUGUUUUUGCUAUUCAAGGGAAAUUAUAGAAAGAACCAGGCCCAGCUCUAACGGCUUUGACUUCAUGAGCUGUCCUGACAGUUUAAUGUUUCAGUAGCCUUUUUUCAGGUUGUUUCUUGGGUUUCAAAGCCCUUUCCAGUUCACCUGCUUCUUUUUCCGCUGCUAAGAAAACUUUUACAUUGUUGAAAACAAUCAAACGUUGGAGUUUUUAAAUGCCUUUGACAGGAUUUGAGCAGUUUUUGCCUAAACCUCACAGUUGGUGUCAAAAUAAUGUUUUUAGAGGAAACAUUUUACCAGAAGAAAGCAUAUCCUGACUGAAGUAGUGGUGAUAGAGCGAUUUUACUGAACAGUGCAGGUGAAAAUAUGCAUGCCCGUGUGUUUGAGCGUGUUCGCAGCACAGUCGCCGCAACGCUUUCUGCUCUUUCGGAGAAUUCAGUCAUAAAGAUCUGGAAGCUCAAGUGGAAGCAGGUUUUUUUUAUUUUUUAACAGAUCUCAGUCUCAAAGCACCUCAGUUUGAUACAGUAUUAAUCUUCCACACAAAGUUAAUGUUAUAAAAAGAAACGUUUUGGGACUUUUAUUGCUGUGUUUCUGUUUUUUUGUGUCAAAGACUUGAGGCUUUAUCAUACAUGUGCCACCUGCUGUCAGGCCUGCCGGUAAAUACAAAAGCCAUACUGUAAAGGGACAGAUUUUCACCACAGAAUGCAGAAUCCAUGACUUGACCAGGACACAUCUGACACAUGGAAGGAUUGAGUUUGCAGAAAGACCCGAGCUUCCAGAGUUCUGUAGUCUGGUUUUUUUCUUACCAACGUUCAUUUAAGAGUUUGAACCAGCAAUCACUGAAAUGGAAAGAUUUUUCAAAGGUUACUUUUGUUUACUUGAAUCCGGCACAAAAUGUACGUUUUGGUUUGUGUCCUAAAGCCGGGAGCGUUCGUAAUGUCAGCGACGGUUAUUGUGAUGGUUUAUUCCACUUCUGGAUCCCCUUGCUGAGAAAGCCUCGUCUGUACAGUGUUGCAAACUGUUUCUGUGAAACUAUUGUACAGUAUUGUAAAUAAAGAGUUACCAUUUUACCUCUA
Messenger RNA from Oryzias latipes (Japanese medaka), 3113 nucleotides. It is a transcript of the gene phf13, whose product is annotated as PHD finger protein 13. Gene Ontology annotation, molecular function: chromatin binding. Gene Ontology annotation, biological process: mitotic chromosome condensation. The record is from RefSeq and is a predicted model, not a curated record. Lineage: Eukaryota; Metazoa; Chordata; Actinopteri; Beloniformes; Adrianichthyidae. Gene Ontology annotation, cellular component: nucleus.